Messenger RNA from Anoplophora glabripennis (Asian longhorned beetle), 1130 nucleotides. Its product is annotated as farnesyl pyrophosphate synthase-like. NCBI's taxonomy places the organism in Eukaryota, Metazoa, Arthropoda, Insecta, Coleoptera, Cerambycidae. Gene Ontology annotation, cellular component: cytoplasm. Gene Ontology annotation, biological process: trans, trans-farnesyl diphosphate biosynthetic process. The record is from RefSeq and is a predicted model, not a curated record. Gene Ontology annotation, molecular function: (2E,6E)-farnesyl diphosphate synthase activity; dimethylallyltranstransferase activity.
UUGCGUGGUUUCCAAAUAGUGAUAGAUGAUAUCGUGGACGACACGCAAAUACGACGCGGCUCGCCCUGCUGGUUUAAGAAAGACAACAUUGGACUCAAUGCUAUCCACGACGGCACCCUCUUAGAAAACAGUCUGUACUCCAUAUUGAGAAAAUAUUUCUCAUCCUACAACUGUUACGUGCCCAUGGUUGAACUUUUCCAUGAUGUGACCUUAAAGACCGCAAUGGGCAAGUCCCUGGAUGGGAUCAUCAAAAAUCAGGGCAAACCGAACUUGGACAAGUUCACCAUGAAGAAUUAUAACUUAAUGAUGAAAUACAAGACCGGAUACUACACCUUCCACUUGCCCGUGGCAUUGGCAAUGUAUUUUGCCGAUAUGUACGAUCCAGAACAACACCGCCAAGCCAAAACUAUCUUACUGGAAAUGGGACAAUUUUUCCAAAUUCAGAAAGACUUCUUAGAUUGUUUUGGUGGUGGCGUAUCAGGACAAGUUGGUAAGGACAUCAAAGUAGGUAGAUGUUCAUGGCUAGCAGUGGUAGCCUUGCAAAGAGCCAAUGCUGCCCAAAGAAAAUUGAUGGAGGAGUAUUACGGAAGGCCAGAGGACAAAUCUGUACAAAUAAUCAGAAGUUUGUAUGAAGAGCUGAAUCUGCCAAGUACCUAUGUAGCAUAUGAGGAAGAAAGCUUUAAUAUAAUCCACACCCACAUCCAGCAGAUCUCAAAGGGUCUGCCUCACGAGUUGUUCUUUACUAUUAUGGAGAAGUUGUAUAGAAUUCGUGAAUUUGAUUAUUAGAUUUCGUCCUAAGUAUUUUAAGUAAAUAAAAUUAUAUUAAGUUGUGAAUUAUAAGUACAUAUGUGGGAUGUAUGUAUGUCACAGCUAACCAAAAAAAAAAAAAAAUUAAUAAGUUGUGUGAUAUUUUCUGCACCUGCUGUAACAACUUUGAAACCAGUGGGCAGUGGUAGAGAUGAGUGUGUAAAUAUUAUAUUAAUAUGUAAUUAGGCUUUACUACAUAUUAGUGCACUAAAUGUUUCAUUUUAAUCAAGAGUAAAGCCGAGUGUUUUUUAUACUUUGGUAAAUUUUCUUACCUCUUUUUAUUGAAUAUUGCUAUUGUUUAUAAUAAACUGUAAUAAAAAAUA